This is a messenger RNA of Thermothelomyces thermophilus ATCC 42464, 1341 nucleotides long. RefSeq lists its product as uncharacterized. The record is from RefSeq and is a predicted model, not a curated record. NCBI's taxonomy places the organism in Eukaryota, Fungi, Ascomycota, Sordariomycetes, Sordariales, Chaetomiaceae. The coding region runs from base 266 to 1150 and encodes 294 amino acids. The transcript has 7 exons.
AGGAAGCUGGGCCCAGUGGUGUGUUCCGCUUCCUAGGUUCCAUCUUGCCGCAGCCGAUUCGCAUCGUGCUUGCCUUCUUCUAUUUGAAGUGCAAAUAAUAACAGAUCAUACUGGUAACGUUUGCUAAGCUUGCGUGCUUAGGCAGGCCCCCAUGUUUUCGCGCCUAUCCCAAGUGGCACGCCAUUUUUCGAGACCGCUGCCUAACUUUGGCCAUUCGUCUGCUGCAGUCACUGCUGGUCUUCGAGAUAUCCUAGGAAACGGCACCAUGGCAUCCCAGACGACAGCGAGCGAGCGUGCUUCGAGGAAGAUUCAUACGGCAGCUUGUCUCAUCAUUGGUGACGAGGUCCUGGGUGGAAAGGCAGGUCAGGAGGAUACCAAUUCUCACGACGUCGCCAAGUGGUGUUUUAACUUGGGCAUUAACCUGAAGCGUGUUGAAGUCAUCGAGGAUGAUGAGGCCGAGAUCAUUGAGGCUGUCCGCCGCAUGAGCGAGCGCUACGACCUCGUAGUGACAAGCGGCGGCAUCGGGCCAACACAUGACGAUAUCACCUACAAGUCGAUCGCCAAGGCCUUCGACUUGCCCCUAAUUCUGCACAAGGAAGCCUAUGCCCUGAUGAAGAAGCUCUCUAAGCCGCGCCCGGGCCAGCCCGAAUUCAACUGGGAUGUUGAUUCGCCCGCCUUACGGGCCAAGCUGCGCAUGGUCGAGCUGCCCACCGACACCAGCCGACCCCUCGAGGAGCAGUUUCUGUUUCCCUGCAAAGACCUAUGGGUUCCAAUUGCCGUGGUUAAUGGGAAUGUGCAUAUCCUGCCCGGCGUGCCCAAGCUGUUUACACAACUCCUAAACGGCCUGACGCCCAUCAUCCUGCCCCGUUUGUCCGAUCCCGAGGGCAAGGGGUUAACGCGGAUCAGCAUCUCGACGCCGCUGGGCGAGAGCGAGGUGGCCGAGUACCUAGCGGAGCUGGCUGCCCGCGUCGAGCCAAAGGGUGUUAAGGUCGGAAGCUAUCCCCAGUGGGGCAAGAAAAGGAACACUGUUACUCUCGUCGGGAGAGACAGAGAGUUUUUAGAGGGCAUCACGCCCGAGGUCCUUCACUAUGUGAAGGGGACGUUGAUGACGACUGGAAAGGAGGAUGCGAUGAGCGACGCGGAGGAGUGACCAUGGCAGGUUGGCAGCACCUGGCGCUAAGAGAAGAAGAGAUACUGUGGUAACCAUAGGUCGAUGGGACAAGAAUUUCGUUAUACGCAGUAUAGUAACUAACGCUAACUACAAACGAGAGCAGUGUUUACACAGUACAUUAUUCGCCUAAACAUAGCUGCUACUGUGUAACUAACAUUGCUCCGUACUGC